GUCGAGACCGGUUUGCAGGAACCGGUAAAACAUUCAUUACAACACGAAAUUCCUUUCGUGCAUCAAUUUCAGUGGUACAGCUUGACGAGCAAACGAAUCGGAUGCUGGCAGCGAGCCACUGCGAAAGUAAAUGGGUUUCGCUUUCAGGCAACACAAUUUUCCUCCGCAAAAAACUUUCUACCCAUCUGUCAGCUUGUGUCACGCGAUUUGCGAUCACUCACAAAUCAACGUUCUAGAAGAACGUAAAAUUCAGUCUCAACCGGGAUAAUAGAUGCUGGCACUAAUGAGCACUGCAAAGCCCUCUUUUCUGGAGAUCGACAAUGAUAAGUUUAAGACCAUAAUGAAAAUAUCAAACGAAGACACGGUCGAACAAAAGAAGGAUCGCACAGGUAACGAUGAGGACUCUUCGAAAACCUUGCAACUCCUGCGGAUCAAAGGAUACCCUCGGUUGCUACCUGAAGGGAUACAGGCGUUAGUCAAUUACUGUCGAUACCUGCAAGAAUUGUCACUCUCUUAUUCGUUGCUCAGUGACGAAUUGCUAUUUGCUCUGAGUUCCGAGAAACAGGUGCAAUUGGAAACCCUGCGAUUAGAAGUGCAGCCGGAGACAAAACCUCUUCCGCGAGUCAGCGAAAAAGCUUGGUUUACAUUUUCCAACCACCUGCCGAACAUAAAUCUUGUGCUAUUGUCUUAUAUGACGAACGAAGACGAUCAGAGACCGUUGUUCGCACCGUACGUUCCUAUAACGCACUUAUAUUUCGGGGAAGCGCCGUCAGAAGCAACCGUGCUUCGUAUUGGAUAUCAGUGUCCUCGUUUGGUCGAGCUGGUGAUCGCUGCUUAUGGACCAGGUUUACUCGAUCAUGCACUCCUCUCUAUCGCUCAAGGAUGCCCACGCCUAAGCGCUAUUGGUUUGGGUGAUUGUGAAAUCACUUGCUCGGGAUUAUUGGAAUUCGUUACACUAUGUGCGAAACGUUUGCGAAUACUGUACGUUUGGGAAACAUCAUUAACAGAGGAUUCCGAGCUUGACGUCACGAAAGUAUCGAAGAACAUCUCGUUGCUCCUUGGUCGGACAUGGGUACCAGAAUACAUACCGUUAUGUUGAGACUUUCAAUAACUCGAAGCAAAUUUGUUAACGAUGCAAAUACACUUAAUAGCCGACAAUAGUUUACGCAUGUACCAGAAAUGUGCGUAAGUGAUACAUUAGUCCAUACGGAUAUGUAUAUAUUAUAUAUAUACAGUACG
Molecule: messenger RNA, 1239 nt
Organism: Habropoda laboriosa
Lineage: Eukaryota; Metazoa; Arthropoda; Insecta; Hymenoptera; Apidae
Product: F-box/LRR-repeat protein 3-like
Exons: 6
Coding region: 272-1099 (275 amino acids)
Biological process (GO): SCF-dependent proteasomal ubiquitin-dependent protein catabolic process
Cellular component (GO): SCF ubiquitin ligase complex
Source: RefSeq, a predicted model, not a curated record